AUGAAGGGAAAAGACUGCGUUGCGAUUGCGACUGAUUUGCGUUUUGGUGUGGGAUAUCAGACAAUCGCGACCAAUUACCCAAAAGUUGAACAGCUCGGCCCACAUCUUUUUGUUGGUUUCCCUGGCUUGGUAACAGACAAGGAAACCGUGUGUCAACGACUCGUAUUCCACAAAAAUAUGUACGAACUUCGUGAAAAUCGUCAUAUCAGGCCGAAAACUCUUCUCUGUAUGCUCGCCAAUCUACUCUAUGAACGAAGGUUUGGUCCUUAUUUCGUGGAGCCAGUAGUCGUUGGUAUUGAUCCCGUGACUAAUGAACCAUUUAUCGGUGGCAUGGACGUGAUCGGCUACGCUAUGGAAACUGACGAAUUUGUUGUUGCUGGGUCUUGUACAGAACAGCUGUAUGGCAUGUGCGAAACGCUAUGGGAAAAGGAUAUGGAUCCUUGUGCGCUGUUUGAGUGUAUAUCACAGUGCGUCCUAAACGCCAUGAACCGCGACUGUAUUUCCGGAUGGGGAGCGCGCGUCUACCUAAUUGAGAAGGAUAGGGUGACCAUCACAGACCUUAAAGGGCGCAUGGAUUGA
Molecule: messenger RNA, 579 nt
Organism: Echinococcus granulosus
Lineage: Eukaryota; Metazoa; Platyhelminthes; Cestoda; Cyclophyllidea; Taeniidae
Product: Proteasome subunit beta type-3
Exons: 5
Coding region: 1-579 (192 amino acids)
Biological process (GO): proteasome-mediated ubiquitin-dependent protein catabolic process
Cellular component (GO): proteasome core complex, beta-subunit complex; proteasome core complex
Source: RefSeq, a predicted model, not a curated record